AUGCAACCCAAAAUUUGCCACGUUGUCUUCUUCCGCCUUGACCCGGCGAAGGUGACGACGCUGCUGCCAACGGAUGUACUCCAGCGGCACCUCAGCGUGCUCCGCGAGAAGGUGCCCGGUUUGUUGGAGUUGAAUUUCGGGCCAACCGGCACCAACCUAUACCCCAACUACGUUGACUGCAGCAACGGCUACACGCACUGUCUUGUGUCAAAGCACGCGGACGCCGACAAACUGAAGGUUUACGCUGAGCAUCCGGACCAUGUCGUUUUUGCCAACCUGUUGAAGUCUUCCUCGGCAGCGCCGCCAAUUCGCAUUGACUUUGAGCUGAGCGCCAGCAAUGAGUAG
Messenger RNA from Trypanosoma cruzi, 345 nucleotides. RefSeq lists its product as uncharacterized. Bases 1 to 345 code for a protein of 114 amino acids. The record is from RefSeq and is a predicted model, not a curated record. Lineage: Eukaryota; Euglenozoa; Kinetoplastea; Trypanosomatida; Trypanosomatidae. The transcript has a single exon.